CUGUACACAGAAAAGGGGAGGGGCUAGAACACAGGUAAGUGGGCGUGGUUGCGCGAGUCCAACCCUCCGACUCCGCCCAACUACCAGAGGACUGUAUGAAGAAGCAGACAUGAACAUCAGGAACGCCACAGCAGAAGAUCUGCUAAAUAUGCAGAACUGCAAUCUUCUCUGUCUGCCAGAGAACUAUCAAAUGAAGUACUACUUCUAUCAUGCUCUGUCCUGGCCACAGCUCUCUUAUGUAGCAGAGGAUGAUCGUGGCCGUAUAGUUGGAUAUGUCCUCGCUAAGAUGGAAGAAGAUCCUGAUGAGGUUCCACACGGUCACAUUACAUCUCUGACAACCAUCUCACACAUGCAGGCUGUAAGGCGCACACAUCGGAGGAUGGGCAUGGCUAUGAAGCUCAUGGAUCAGGCAUCACGUGCUAUGGUGGAGUGUUAUGGUGCUAAAUAUGUGUCUCUACAUGUCCGAGUAAGUAACAGGGCGGCACUCCAUCUGUAUGAGACUACUCUCAAGUUCAAGCGUGAAGAGGUAGAGGCCAAGUAUUAUGCUGAUGGGGAAGAUGCUUAUGCUAUGAAGAGAAGCCUUACAACUCUGGCAGACACUGUCAAGAGAGAGACAGAGCUGAAGAAGAGGCGCUCUAAAGAACAACAGACACUCUAGCACUAUUGUAUGUGGUUGAUGUAUGGGUCCGAGAAUGACUGUACUUUUGUGAUAA
Halichondria panicea is the source of this 713-nucleotide messenger RNA. Its product is annotated as N-alpha-acetyltransferase 10-like. The transcript has 7 exons. Gene Ontology annotation, biological process: N-terminal protein amino acid acetylation. The coding region runs from base 110 to 658 and encodes 182 amino acids. Gene Ontology annotation, cellular component: NatA complex. The record is from RefSeq and is a predicted model, not a curated record. NCBI's taxonomy places the organism in Eukaryota, Metazoa, Porifera, Demospongiae, Suberitida, Halichondriidae. Gene Ontology annotation, molecular function: protein-N-terminal-glutamate acetyltransferase activity; protein N-terminal-serine acetyltransferase activity.